UGGGACGGCGGCGGCGGUGUCGUUUCCUCCUAUUCUCUCCCUCUCCUCGUGGGUUUUGGGUUGUUUUUUUUUAAUCUCCGCGGUCUCUUUAAAUCUCCGCUUGUUUUGGGCACCCGCGCUCUUCUCCCCCCGCCCGCCGCCGCCUCUGUUUCUUUGCUGCCUUUCAAUCUCUGCGUGAGCAAAAGGGCUUCCUCUGCAGGGAAGGAAGGGAAAUGCCUGCCGGCCGGAGCAGCAGCAACAGCAGCAGGGGGAGACCAGCAAGAGCAGCAGCAGCAGCAGCAGCCCUGGGCAUCGCACGGCGCGCAGCGACCACGGACCUUCCACUUGCAGCGAGCUGAGAGCGGCGAUGGGGCAGGGCCACCAGGGCUCCCCGAGGCACUGAUCCCCCCCACACUCAAUCCCUGUCCAAGAGGCUCCGUCCGGACACUUUUGGAGACAGAGGGAGAGAGAUUUCUGCUGUGGCAACUCGCGUCUCUUUCUCUCCUCUCAUCCCCUCCCGUCGCUUGCAACUUGGCUGGAGAGAUCUCCUCCCCGCCCCCUUUCCCCAGUCCCUCCAUGCCCCGACCUGAACUUUAGCAGCCCGGGGGCUCCGGCUUAGGGAGCAACCCUGAGCGCCUGCCAGGCGGAGAACAUGAUUUGAAGCCGGGGAGGCGGCCAAGAGGGACGCAGCCAGUCGAGCGCUUUGGCCGAGACUCCGGAAGAUGAGCCACGCAGAUCUUACAAAGCCACCAUUAGCACCAAAACCAAAGAUUCUCAGUCAUCUCGCUUCCAUAGCUGCUUCCAAAUUUCCUCCGUCGCUAUCAAGGUCUGGCACACUUAACAAUUCAAACUCUAUGUCUAGAGGUCCAAAACCACCCAUUGCUCCCAAGCCAAAAAUCUCUGCUGACAACGAUCCAUCGAUUCUACAGCGAUCCAGUGUUCAUGCCAACAAUACCUUGAACAAAUGUACCAAUGGAAAACUGGAGGGAGAGCUUUAUGAAGGAAAUCAGUGCAACAACACAGAGUUCUUAGGAUCAGAAGCUGAUGAUGAAUAUAUAGUGAUUUCUGAAGAUGAAUUGAUUGAUAAAGUUUAUGACUUUGAACAUGAGCAAGAAUCAGCAAAGAACGAGAUCUCACACACUCCUGAGGAAGCACAUGAAGAAGAGGAUGACUGUACCCACAGCAAUGACAUCGGUGAUCUUGAAAUAAAUUUAUUGGAGAACAAUGAAACUGAACCAUCCGAAAUUCAAGCUCUUGGCAACGCUGAAGCCCUUGAAAAGGAGGAUGCUUCUGAGGGUGGAUAUGACAAGGUGGACUGUGAAACUGAUGUCAACGAGAAGAUGAUGAACUGUGCAGAUGAGUCUGAUGAAGCACUCCAAGAACCACAUCUGGUAAAGGAUAAUAAUGAGUAUAAUGUGGACAAUAAGAUUUUGAAUGGAGAUGAGGCUUUGAAUGGUGCCAUAUGUGAAGAUAUUAUUUUACAGCAUUUAGAGGUGCCAACACCAUCUUCAGAGGAUCAGUCACCAAUUUGUGAGGCUCCAGCAGAGGAUGGUCUAUCUCAGGUUUUAGAAGAGGAGCAGUCUAAUGCUGAUGCAGAAAUGGGCCCAAUGGAUAAUGAUGGGGAUGAAUCAGCCUCAAAUAUAGAAACAGAGUUUGCAGAGGAUGCUUGUGCAAGCCUAAGCGACCCCCUUGCUAAUGAUUCUGAAGAAGUAGAUACUGGAUUAGAACUACAUGAAGCUGGUCCUGAUCCUGAAGAGACUUUGGGGGAGGCCACAAAUGAAGCCAGUGCUGAAAAGGAGGAGGAACUAGACCCAGCGGAUGAAUGUGAAACAAGCGUAGAACAGGAAGAAAAUACAGAUGAUGGCUACCAAACCACUGAGAUGAAGAGCGAGGAGGAAACAUCAGAGGCAGCAUGUGAUACAAGGGAAGACUCCAAAGAACAAAAGGAUGAAGUGGUAGACACAGAGACCAUGGAUGACAGCUGCCAGAUCAUUCCCUUUGAAAAAGAGUGCAGUGAGGAUGCUCCUGACUCUUCUGAAGAAGAUUUGCCAUUAGAAGGGACUGAAAUGAACAGUGAUAACCAGCCCUUCAGCCUUCAAGAAGUUAAUGAGCUCGAAUCUGACUCACAGCUGGCAGAAAGAUCCAAGUCAGAUGUUUUACCUGGAGAUCACAGCAUCAGUGAGUGUGCUUUGGAAGAUACACAAUCAGAUAACCAAAUGCUUGCGGUGGAUCACAGCAGUGUUGAAGAUACUGCCCCAAGUACACCUGAUGAAGGUACAGCUGAAGGUACCUGGCACUCCACAGGAGAACUGGACGUUUGCCACCCCGGAAAAACGGAAAUAGACUCAGGCAGUGAAUAUGUGAUUGAUGGAACUUCAGCAGUCCCUGAAGUGGUGGUUGUUCCUGAUAAUGAUGGAGAAAUCAGCAGUGACUCCCUAGAUGACCCAUACGUAUUGGGAGACAGCUUGCCUUCAGCAAAUGAAAUCCUCUGUGCUGGAAAAGAAAUGGGGGAGGCUGGUGUCCAAGAUAGUUCAAGUGAUUUCAGAGAGGGAGGGGGAAUGGACAGUGAAAACCACUUGCUCUCCAUUGAUCGGAAAAGCAUUGUUACUAGAACAAGGUCCCUCUCCGGGAAAGUGCCUGGGUAUGUGCCAGAAACAGUUCCAGAAGAAACAGGCCCAGACACUGAACUGCAGUCCUCAGCCUCUGCUUCCACCAUGUCUGAAGAUGUAAGCCAUAGCUUCUCUCUGUCAGAAGGAAAGACAAUGGAAAUGAAUAGAGCCCUACCUGCAAAGCCAAGGCGCUUUGUUUUAUACCCUCGAUCUUUUUCAGUAGAAGGCAGAGAUAUCCCUGUCUCUGUAUAUAGAGAAAGUGAGACCUCCAUGUUGGAUUACAAUAGAAUAAACAGAACAGAAGACCUCUCUUUGCCUUGCGUCAUUGGUUCUUCGGGUAGUUUUUCCCAGAGGAAUCACCUUCCAUCCAGUGGGGUCUCCACCCCGUCCUCAGUUGUGGAUAUUCCACCUCCCUUUGAACUUGCCUGUAUCACCAAGAAGCCAAUAACGAAAAGUUCGCCUUCACUUUUAAUUGAGAAUGACUCUCCUGAUAAGUACUGCAAGAAAAAGAAGUCCUCUUUCAAGAAGUUCCUCACCUUAAAGUUCAAGAAGAAGAUGGAAAAUAAAGUCCAUGUGGACGUUCAUGUUUCUUCUUCAAGGUCCUCCUCAGAGUCUAGUUAUCAUGGGCCUUCCAGACUCAUGGAACUCGACAGGAGGAGUUUGAGUAGCUCCCCUCAGCUGAUAUCACGGACCGGCAAGCUGAGGGCAUCUGAGUCUCCAACUGUUCUCUUCUACAAGGACGGCAAAAGAAAAGGGACGCCCAAAACCUUUAGUAGGAGUGUGUCACGGGUGGAGUCUUUUGAGGAUCGCUCCAGGCCUCCUUUCAUGCCCCUUCCUUUAACUAAGCCCAGGUCUAUUUCAUUUCCUAAUGCUGAUACGUCUGACUAUGAGAACAUCCCAGCUAUGAACUCCGAUUAUGAAAACAUACAAAUACCCCCACGAAGGCCAACCAGGGCUGGGACCUUUACUGAAUUUUUUGAAGAUCCUAGCAGGGCAUUAUCUGCCGCAAACGAGAAUGACGGCUAUGUGGAUAUGAGCAGUUUUACAGCCUUUGAGAACAACAAGCAGCAACCUACCAGCCAGGAAACUGAAAGUGCCUACACAGAACCUUACAAGGUGUGCCCUAUCUCUGUGAUUCCUAUUGAAGACGUCACAUCAGAUGAGGAACAGAAAAGUUCUGGAGAUGAGGAUGGGAACCAGGGAGAGUCCAACCUCCUCCAUAAGAAAGAGGGACAAUGCAGAGCCCACCUCAUUGCCCAGGAGCUUGUGUCUUCAGAGAAAGAAUAUGUGGAGAUGCUCCGGCUGUUACAUAUGGAUUUCUAUGAAGCUGUCUUAAAAGUGCUGGGAGAUGAAGAUAACAAUGACCAUGAAGAAGCAAAGCUCAAGGAAGGAUUGAAUGAGAUCCCAGAAAUCUACAAACUGCACCAAGAAAUACUGGAAGAGCUGGAAGAAAAAGUUCUCAAUUGGGAAGAUCACCAGAAAGUGGCUGACAUUUUCCUCUCCAGGGAAUCAAGGUUCAUUCACCACACGGCUUACAUUAUGCAGUUUGAUAGGAAUUUGGCUUUGCUGGAUGAAGCCCGCCUUAAAACUUCCCAGCUGGAUACUGUCGUUCGGGAAUUUGAGUUUCGUGGUGGCAGUCCCUUGAAUGUGAAACAUCAGCUCUUGAAAGUGGUGCAGCGCAUAUUCCAGUACCAUGUGCUCCUCACAGAUUACUUGAAUAACCUUUGUCCUGAUUCCGCUGAGUAUGAAGAAACACAAGCUGCCUUGCUCAUCGUCUCCGAAGUUGCGGACCGAGCCAAUGACAGCAUGCAGCAAGGGGAAAAUUUGCAGAAGCUGGUACAUAUAGAGCACAGUGUCAAGGGGCAGAGCAACCUCCUUCGACCAGGAAGGGUGUUUCUUAAAGAAGGGACGCUGAUGAAAGUGUGUGGGAAAAAUAGGCACCCUCGACAUUUGUUCUUGAUGAAUGAUGUUCUGCUGUAUACGUAUCCCCAGAAGGAUGGCAAGUAUCGCCUGAAGAACACCUUGGCUGUGUCUGGCAUGAGGGUUAGCCGUCCAGUGACAGAAAAGGCACAAAAUGUCCUGAAGAUUGAAUACGCUGAAAAUUGCUUAACUCUAUCAGCAAGCUCGUGCUCUGAAAGGGACGAGUGGUACAGCUGCAUCAGUAGAUGUAUCCCGGAUGACUACAGAGUUCACACUACAGCUGCCUUUCACAACAGUGUUGAACUUCGGGAAAGGCUGGGAAUGUCCUUGGGUGAGAGACCUCCAACCUUGGUACCCGUGUCUCAUGUAAUGAUGUGCAUGAACUGCGGUUGUGACUUCAAGCUCACGCUGAGACGUCAUCAUUGCCAUGCAUGUGGGAAGAUUAUAUGCCGAAAUUGCUCAAGAAACAAGUAUCCUCUGAAGUACCUCAAAGAUCGGCUUGCAAAAGUCUGUGAUGGCUGCUACACUGAACUGAGGAGGAGAGAGCGGCCACUAAGUGUGAGCUUCCCUACAAGUUCAUCCAGGUUUUCAGGCAGUGCCUUCUCUUCUGUCUUCCACAAUAUCCACUACUCAUCCUUCAAAAGACAAAAGAAAAUCCCUUCAGCUCUUUUGGAGGUGGCAGCUUCAGGAGAGGGCUCUUCUAUCAGUGGCUAUCUCAGCAGAUGUAAGAAGGGGAAAAGGCACUGGAAAAAGCUGUGGUUUGUCAUCAAAGGGAAAGUGCUCUACACCUACACAGCGAGUGAGGAUAAAGUCGCCACAGAGAGUUUGCCUUUGCUGGGUUUCACAAUUGCCCCAGAAAAGGAAGGCGGAAAUGUGAAUGCAGUUUUCCAUCUUUACCACAAGCAAACUCUGUUUUAUAGCUUCCGAGCAGAGGAUAACAAUUCAGCACAGAGAUGGAUUGAAGCCAUGGAGGAAGCAUCUGUAUUAUAGCAGUUAUCAACCAAGUGGACUUUGAAUGAACACAUUUAUAUUUGCAACAGCACCCUUCUGUUGGAAGAAACUGUAUAUAUCCCCAUGUGGCUAAACACACAGGAGAGAACUUGUAUAAGACUAUUUUGUUCCUUCCUCAAGCUUAUUCCCUUACAGGUGGAAACCUUUAAAACAAGGAAUAUUUAUGGUCCUUUUUUCUAUCUCUGCAAGUUCAAGUUCAUCCUUCACUGUACUCCGCUCCCAUAUAAUACAGUUGCAUAUUUUCAAGAUUUAGAAUAAAUGUAUGCAUUAUUUCAAAAAGAUACGCUUAGUCACUCAUAGCAACUGGUUCAGUCCUAUUACUUAGAGAGUAUCAUCAACUUGUUUCUCUUUCAGCCAUGAAGCUGAAGUAUGGUGUCCUAAAUUUUAUUCAGAUUACAGCUUCUUAUCUAAAGAACUCUGGACUGACAUACCACUAAUCCAUUUACAGUGCCUGGGUGAAACUGUGUCAUGCUUAUUGGAAUUCCUGCCAAAGAAAAUGUGCGUAAACCACACAAUGGUAAACCAUUUCAAUGGUAAGGAACAAAAAGGUUAAUUCAACUUGGCAUUUACAUAGAUGGUGGUAAGUCUCCUUUCUUACCUGUUUCAUCAGUCCUCUGCAAGGCCCAACCUGAUUCUACUGAAGAAUACAUCCAUUUCCACUCCAGAGGAUGUUAAUUCAUUGCAAACCUUCACAUAAGGUUGUCUGAAACUGAUUGUAUCUAGAAUUAUUAUACUGUUUUAAUCGCUGAGGGCAUUGGAUUUUUAGUAGUAAUAUAGUAAUAAGAUUCAUAAUCCAAAUCUAGUGUCAGGAGCACUUAACUCCAAAGGCAGAAAAACAUUUAACUGUAUGGUGGCAAGAUAAGGAAAGCUGGGAGAAAUAUUCCAUUCAGUGUUCACACCAGCUCUAUUCAGGCACUCAGGCUGCACACACACCAUACAAUGAAAGCACUCUUGCACCACUUUGAUGGCUGUGGCUCCCCCCCCCCAAGGAUCCUGGGAAGUGUAGUUUGAGUAUUGGGAACUGUGGCUUAAUGAAGGGUCUCGUAACAACCCUUUGCCCGUAGUUGCUGGGUUUCUUUGGGGGAAGCCAUGACUAUUACAGUGGUGCAGGAGUACUUUAAACAUGAGUGGCGAUCUCUUACAUCCCUGUCUUCGAUGCAUGAAGGUCUUAAGGCACAAACCUGUUGUAUGUGCAUAGGCUCCUUGGCCAAGUUAGAACCCUGAUCACGUAAAAUACCUAGGAACCCACAAGCCUAAAGCAGGCUCCCUGCUUAAGACAUUUCCUGCAAUGUGUAGGGUGGGGGAAAGCAGCAAGCACAAGAGCAGGGCCAACCGCUGUUCAUAUGAUGUCAACCAUGUGCAUCUGAGUGCCUUAGUGGGGCUAUUGCUUCAUCCAAGGAAAUAUACGCAACUACACUCUUUAAUUGUGCCACUCACUUCAAGAAUGGUGGCUGGUAUUCCACUGUAUUCUGCCAACAAAGCAAAUUGGUGGCCACUGCCACCAAUGCUUCCUUGUCUAGCAAAGGAUUAUGAAGAUGUGUAGCAGCCAUUACACCUCACAGUGUAUCUCCAGUAGGUGCACGUACUCAUACUGCUCCAUGGGUUUGCAAGCUACAUUGAAUCAGGCUCUGACGGGAAGUAUUUAAAUAGCCAAUGUGGUAUAAUGGUUAGCAUAUUGCACCAGGACCAGGAUUCAAAAUCCCACUCAGGCAUGAUGCUCACCGUCUUUCUUAGCCUCACCUACCUCACAGGGUUGUUGUGAGGAUAAAACCGGGGGAGCGGGGAGAGAAGCAUAUAUGCCACCUUCAGCUCCCUGGAGGAAAAGGGUAUAAACAUAACAAGAAAUUAAGUAAAUGAAAAUGUAAGUGGAUUUCACACAAUGUAGCAGCUGGUUAUCAGGAUGAGAUACUGUCUCCCUCAAUGCUCACUUGCAAAUCUGGGCUUUGGUUUAUUCUAUCAAUCAGAGUGUAUCAGUAGAGGCUGAUGUGAUGUCUUUAUGAUGUCAGGUAAUAGGGCCAGUAACACAAAUAAACAUCUCCACACUGCUUUUAGAAAAGCACUCUCUUAAAGCCUAGAGAAGCAUUUUUAGAACUCCAGUGGCAGAGCAUACUAAAACUGGAUUGCUCUUUCAAGGGUUUUUUAUGAGGAUGGGCCUCAUUUUAAAGCCACAGAGACUACCAGAGCGAAGCCAUGUUUUAGGUAUGAUACCCAUUGAUCCAAAGGGUUUGUGCAUUAUUUUGCUUGAAAAGCUGUGUUUUAUACCCAAGUAAUGGAGAGGGGAAGGCAUAGUAUUGCAUUAAAGUGACAUAGCCUAAUGCUGCAUUACGAAAUAAGUGUUUAGGUUGGGGAUUUUAAGCAUUGUGUUAAUCAAAUAUCAUAAUCCAUGUGGAUAUUGCAAUGUCAAUACUAUCAGUUCCACCAUAGACCAUUACACUGCUACACAUUUCUGUGCCAGACCUUUAUCCCAAAUGCUUAUUUUGAGAUCUUCUAGGCAAGCAAAUCCAAGUAGGACUGGUACCUUAGUGGCAGUCUUUGUGACACACAGCAUCAGUAUAUUGUUGUAUCUUUCAGCAUAACAGAUUUUCAUUCAUUUUUAAAGUUACCUUCAAAAAUUUCAGAUGUACAGUAAAAUACAUUUUUGUUAAAUAAUAAUAAUAAUAACCUUAGUAUUUAUAUUAUGUUCUCUGACCUGAACUCCUAAUUAGACUUUUGACUGGGUUUGAUCUUCCCCCAUUUGUAUAAAGGUUCACACCAAUUCAAACACACAAUUAUUUGUUGUGUUUCUAUAAUCUAUGUGUCUUAGGGGAGGAAAUAAACACAGUAGCAUGGAUUUGUUACUUCACUAUCAAGUUUUCUAUUUCAUAAAGCAGAUAGUAUAUAAAAAUGAAUUAUGAAAACACAACUUUCACAUUACCUUCAAAUAAGUUAACUUUCAGUCACAUUUCCGGUUUCAAAUUUGGGUUUGCUAAAAUCAUACUAUUAUGAAGUGGAGGCGCAGAAGGGGAAAAAAUUGCACUGACAGGAACAGAAUGUUAAAUGCCAAAUGUAACACACUAACAGUGCAACCCUGUCUACUCAGAACUAAACCAGUUCAGUGGGAUUGACUCCCAGGUUAAGACUGCAACUUACUUGGUAAUAAGCCCUAUUGAACUUAGUGGGGCUUACUUCUGAGUAGACAGAUAUAGGAUUGCACUGUAAGUAACUAAAUGUUUUUGCUUUGUUUUUUUGUUUUUUAUAUGCACUACAGAAUAACAGUAUUAUGACAUUUUGGUGCUAGCAUUUAACUACUGUUGUAUGAAGUCCGCAGAAGAACAAACAACUACUCAAAUCUCAUUGUAAAAAUACAGUAAUUAUUUAGUUCUUGUUUUAAGAAACAUGGAAAAAUAAAAUGAGAAAAUACCAGG
Molecule: messenger RNA, 8923 nt
Organism: Podarcis muralis (Common wall lizard)
Lineage: Eukaryota; Metazoa; Chordata; Lepidosauria; Squamata; Lacertidae
Gene: FGD5
Product: FYVE, RhoGEF and PH domain containing 5
Cellular component (GO): cytoplasm
Molecular function (GO): guanyl-nucleotide exchange factor activity; metal ion binding
Source: RefSeq, a predicted model, not a curated record